AUAGGCUACAACUCCUUUAUAAGGGAACUUUACUUCCGAGCACCGGCGAAAUGAAGACGGACGGCGCUUGUUGUCGGUUAGUUGGUCCACUACAAAAACAUGUUUAUUUGAUCCUUUCUUUACCGAUCUUUUGCACAGCCUUUACAUUUUUCGUGGAUGUGUUUACGUUACACAUUACGCCUUGCAGUGAGAAUAUAGAGAAAUCUUUGAACCACAGAGUGGACAUUAAUAUUUCCAACAUCACAGCAAGUCGGACGGAGAAUCACAGCGACCUCACGAGUGAUGUCACGUGUCACGAAGAUAAUAAUUUUUCUCAUGGGAGAGCGACAUACAUGACGGGUUUACUUAUCGGCUCUUUAUUUGGUGGUGCUGUAUCUGACAGGUAUGGAAAGAAAUUACUACUCAUUUGCUGCUCAGCGGUCCAUGCAGUCGCUACUCUGAUAGUGGCAUUUCUGCCGUAUGUACCCGUGUACCUGACUGUCCGCGGCAUCAGUGGAGCAGCCUGUUGUGCCAUUCACAUCUGCACCUUCAGUUUAGGGGUUGAAUGGAGCCUGCCCAAGUAUCGCAUCUGGCCUCCCACCGUGUUUUCUUUCAUCUUCAGUCUGGGAAUGAUGGGAUUGGCUGGCAUAGCUUUCUUGACAAGUGACUGGAUGCAGUUUUAUCUGGCACUGGGCAUCCCUCAGAUCCUCUUUCUGCCUCUUUAUUUCUUUCUUCCAGAAUCUCCUCAGUGGCUGCUUCUUAAUAAGAGGAUGAAAACACUAGAGGGCUAUCAGAAUAGAAGUCCUGAGGACAAGCACUACUUGGAUCUUCUUUUGGAGUCUGUGGACAUUGAGAAGCAGAAGUCACUCACAGAGAAGACCGAAGACCAAAAAACAGAGUCUAAUUUCACCAACUUUACAUCACAUACUAUACUGUUGCGCCUGUUUAUCAUGAGUUACAUUGGUUUUGCAUCUGCUCUCACUUAUUAUGGGAUCUGCUUCAGUGUGGGAAGUUUUGGUGUAAAUAUCUAUCUGGCGCAGUUUUUCUCUGGACUAUCAGAGGCUCCCUCUUUGCUGCUUCCAUUUCUGUUGAAGCGAUGGGGCCGUAGGCCGUUCAGCAUGGGCUCGCUGUUCCUUAGUGGCAUUUCCUGUAUGCUGUCCCUCCUCGUUUCCAAGUUCUGCGACAUGCCUGCUCUUGUUAUGAGCCUGGCGCUGAUGGGCAAGCUGUGUAUGCAGUCUACCACAUGUGUCUCUCUGCUCUAUGGGAUUGAGCUGUUCCCGACUGUAAUAAGGCAGAAGUGUAUCGGCCUGGUUAGUCUUUGUUACCGAGCGGCCUGCAUUAUAAAUGCGGUGUUGACCCCUGAGGGCGAGAUCCCUCUGCCAGCUAUGAUCUGUUACAGCGGUGGGCCGAUCAUUGGUGCAGUCCUGUGCCUGUUUCUCCCAGAGACCAGUGGCAUCCCUUUACCAGACACAGUACAGGACUGUGAGAAACAGCCCAGACUGAAGCUCUCAUGCUCUGCACGUUUGCCCAUGAAGCAUAAACAGGAGUCCGAUGCUUCUUUUGCCAAGGAGACGGACAUGAAGAACCAAACGGAAUGCAGUCUCCUCUCAGCAUAGUCAGCAAGUGGACACUGUUUCCUGUCAUAGCAGAAAGUGACUUCAUA
Messenger RNA from Rhinichthys klamathensis goyatoka, 1642 nucleotides. RefSeq names its product solute carrier family 22 member 6. Gene Ontology annotation, molecular function: transmembrane transporter activity. The transcript is spliced from 10 exons. Lineage: Eukaryota; Metazoa; Chordata; Actinopteri; Cypriniformes; Leuciscidae. The coding region runs from base 51 to 1595 and encodes 514 amino acids. The record is from RefSeq and is a predicted model, not a curated record. Gene Ontology annotation, cellular component: membrane. Gene Ontology annotation, biological process: transmembrane transport.